Molecule: messenger RNA, 1502 nt
Organism: Pectinophora gossypiella (pink bollworm)
Lineage: Eukaryota; Metazoa; Arthropoda; Insecta; Lepidoptera; Gelechiidae
Product: retinol dehydrogenase 14
Exons: 3
Coding region: 155-1174 (339 amino acids)
Source: RefSeq, a predicted model, not a curated record
CUGCGCCAGCACCGGUGGGCUUGAAGUCGAUAGUCAAUCAGUCUUGUGACAUCUUUGGCUGAGUGUGGACGAGUCCUUUGUCAUUUGUUUUUAAAUUGCGUUCGAAAAUCGAGUGUUGCUUUUUUCUGGAAGGUGAAAGUUUGAAUUUGGAGACAUGAUCGUAGCGGAGUCGUGGCAAGCCAACUACUUGCUCUGGGUCUUUCCAGUCCUGAUCAUCCUCGGCUUCCUCGCGCUCCUCGGUCUACUCGGUCUAUUCCUGGCCAUCAGGGUCUACGCCCAGUAUACCUGCGGACGGUUCAGGGAGAAGACCAGAAUGGACGGAAAGACGGUGAUAGUCACCGGGUGCACCAGCGGGAUUGGGAAGGAGACUGCGCGCGAGUUGGCUAAGAGAGGUGCCAGAGUUAUUAUGGCGUGUCGGAAUUUGGAGGCGGCUGAGAAGGUUAAAGAUGAAAUAAUCGACUCAACCAAGAACACAAAGGUCGUGGUCAAGAAACUGGACUUGAGCUCUUUCGCGUCCAUCCGAGCCUUCGCCGAAGACAUCAAGAAGACAGAACAGCAGCUGGACGUACUCAUCCACAACGCCGGAUACGCUGAAACCUUCAAGAAGAACAAAUCCGAAGACGACAUCGAAAUGACCAUGGCAACGAACCACUACGGACCGUUUUUAUUAACCCAUCUCUUGAUAGACUUGUUAAAGAAAAGCGCGCCUUCUAGAAUUAUCAUCGUAGCAUCUUCUUUAUAUCGUUUGGCUUCAGUCAACUUGGAUAACCCGAAUCCUUUGACGACCAUGCCAGGGUAUUUGUACUAUGCGUCGAAGGAGGCGAAUAUACUCUUCACGAGAGAGCUAGCGAGGAGGUUGGAAGGUACAGGAGUGACUGCUAACUGUCUCCAUCCUGGGUUAAUAGACAGUGGUAUUUGGAGAUCAGUUCCUGCUCCGCUAAGUUGGGGACUUGCUCUGAUCAACAAGUGUUUCUUCAAAUCGCCUCAUCAGGGCUGUCAAACGUCUGUCAUGUUGGCAGUUGAUGAGAAGCUCUCAAAGACUACUGGAAAGUACUUCUCGGAUUGUAGAGAAAGCAACUUGUCAAGCUCAGUGUCUGAUAUGAAUAAGGCGAAGAAACUUUGGGAGAUAUCGGAGAAAAUGGUCAAAUUGGAGGAGAACGAUCCUAGGAUUUAAAUGGCUUCUUGUCUCAAGGCAUUUAUGGAGGUUUCUAUACAAUAUUGGCCACAAGUGCUUGUUUCAAGACAUUUCUGGAAGCUUCUAUCCAAUAUCGGUCACAAGUACUUCUAAAUUAACUAAAACUUAGAGGAGAUUACAAGUUGGAAACACUCAACGACGCCCACAAGAAGAGAAACUAGAGUUGCCUCUAUCCACAGUUUAAGAAAAUCAAGUUUCGAUAGGCUGAUGUGCAUCAACCUGGUUUUUUUACACUAUUGUUACAUUUUAUACUAUUGUUACACAGUAAUAACAUUGACAGUACCUAUUAGUUCUGAUAGAUCGAUUU